Molecule: messenger RNA, 1515 nt
Organism: Peniophora sp. CBMAI 1063
Lineage: Eukaryota; Fungi; Basidiomycota; Agaricomycetes; Russulales; Peniophoraceae
Source: the annotation of a GenBank genome assembly
AUGGCAGCUCCUCUUGGAGAUGUGCUCAGCGUGGUCCACCAGUCUUACACGACACAGGCGCUAUAUUACCUAAAGCUGGACCAUUCUGCUUUGCAGCUUAUCUCAACAUCAUUUCCCGCCAGCUCAGUCGCUCCCUUUGCCCUCCUUCGUUUGGACCAUACCUCCUUCGUAUCAUUUCAAUCAGCUCUGGAUCACUGCAAACAAUAUGCCAACUCCUCAGACUCCAUUCAGCGACUCUUCACCUUCGCGUGGGCCUCGACCUUUCCAAUCCUGGCCGGUAUCAUUCUCUUCUACGGCCGAAUGACUAGACAGAACGUACGAAGCCGUCAUGAAGGCAAUAUCGCACCCUUCGUCGCCCUUAUUCGCUCGCCUCAGAACCCUUCAGCCCUUCUGGAGGUGCAUUUCAGGCGGGACUCUCGCAGUAGCGUCAUCGAGAUCGUUCAUAUACGUCGGGUGAAUCAAGACGAACUCGAACAGGCCACUGCGCAGGACGUAAUACCGACGACAUCAGCUUUACGCGCCAUAGACGGCCAGUCUUCCCUGUCGAUCUCCUCAUCGGACGAGCUAUCCACCUCGAACACUUCCUUCGACAGCCUCGCGGACUUGACAGCUCACAUAUCACUCGAAUGCCUUGACGACCUCCAUUCGCCUUGUACAGCCGCCCGGAUGAGCGGCGCCUCGUCUCGUAGGAGUUCGGGUGGUGUUGCCGCCGCCUCCGUUCUCCGAUCUGUCAUGGCGCUAUCCCAGGUCGCCUCUGUGGCCUUGGUACACUCGGCCGUGCUUAUCGAGAGAGUGGUCCAACUGGCUUCAAGACGGCCGGCCGUUCUCGACGGGUGCGAUGACGUAUUGUUCGCAACGCGAGCGGCGGAUACGGGAGUUCAUGAUAAAGAGCUGUACGAAUUGGCGCGGAAUGGCUCAGACAUGUUUCCAGAGGACGUAGCGAAGACAACUACGUGUGGGAUAGCUUCAUCUGGCGGCGAAGCCCAGCAACACGGACGCUCAAGCGCUACAGUCAACGGCGGUACCUCGAGACAAGCGCCCGGUUAUUGUACAAUCAUGCGCAACAACGAUCCCGCGAUGCGGGUACAGGGAUGUUCAACUUUAGGCGCGGCUCAGUGCAUGACAGCUCGUCCCGGGAUUGGGAUGCAGCAAGGCGCCUCUUUCGUGAAUGCCGAACGAACAGCGGAAGUGUCGGGCCGAGAUGGCCGACGCCAUUCGGACUGCUUCUCCGACGCGCAGCAACGUCAUACUACAGGCGCCUCUUCACCUACAGUUCACUUGCCGGACAUUGAUGGGACCGAUACUGAAUCUCCUGCAGAAGUGGGGCUUCAUACUGGUUUCGCUGGUAGGAGGGCGCAGUCUGCCGACUCCUCUCUGAUCUCCGGAAGAUCGACAUUCCUUGACUACGUCCGCGAUACGCUAUACGCCUUCGAGAUGAACGAAACCCCUUACUUAGGGAAGGAUGCGCGGUGGAAGGCAGAGUUCUUCGACGAGGGCAAUCUCGUACUUAUUUGA